Molecule: messenger RNA, 4875 nt
Organism: Closterium sp. Naga37s-1
Lineage: Eukaryota; Viridiplantae; Streptophyta; Zygnematophyceae; Desmidiales; Closteriaceae
Source: the annotation of a GenBank genome assembly
AUGGACGCGCCGCCCUCACCUGCACCGCCCCUCACCUGCACCGCCCCUCACCUGCACCGCCCCUCACCUGCACCGCCCCUCACCUGCACCGCCCCUCACCUGCACCGCCCCUCACCUGCACCGCCCCUCACCUGCACCGCCCCUCACCUGCGCCGCCCCUCACCUGCGCCGCCCCUCACCUGCACCGCCCCUCACCUGCACCGCCCCUCACCUGCACCGCCCCUCACCUGCACCGCCCCUCACCUGCACCGCCCCUCACCUGCACCGCCCCUCACCUGCACCGCCCCACCUGCACGCCCCUCACCUGCACCGCCCCUCCACCUGCACCGCCCCUCACCUUGCACCGCCCUCACUGCACCGCCCUCUACCUGCACCGCCCCUCACCUGCACCGCCCCUCACCUGCACCGCCCCUCACCUGCACCGCCCCUCACCUGCACCGCCCCUCACCUGCACCGCCCCUCACCUGCACCGCCCCUCACCUGCACCGCCCCUCACCUGCACCGCCCCUCACCUGCACCGCCCCUCACCUGCACCGCCCCUCACCUGCACCGCCCCUCACCUGCACCGCCCCUCACCUGCACCGCCCCUCACCUGCACCGCCCCUCACCUGCACCGCCCCUCACCUGCACCGCCCCUCACCUGCACCGCCCCUCACCUGCACCGCCCCUCACCUGCACCGCCCCUCACCUGCACCGCCCCUCACCUGCACCGCCCCUCACCUGCACCGCCCCUCACCUGCACCGCCCCUCACCUGCACCGCCCCUCACCUGCACCGCCCCUCACCUGCACCGCCCCUCACCUGCACCGCCCCUCACCUGCACCGCCCCUCACCUGCACCGCCCCUCACCUGCACCGCCCUCACCUGCACCGCCCCUCACCUGCACCGCCCCUCACCUGCACCGCCCCUCACCUGCACCGCCCCUCACCUGCACCGCCCCUCACCUGCACCGCCCCUCACCUGCACCGCCCCUCACCUGCACCGCCCCUCACCUGCACCGCCCCUCACCUGCACCGCCCCUCACCUGCACCGCCCCUCACCUGCACCGCCCCUCACCUGCACCGCCCCUCACCUGCACCGCCCCUCACCUGCACCGCCCCUCACCUGCACCGCCCCUCACCUGCACCGCCCCUCACGCACCGCCCCUCACUGCACCGCCCCUCACCUGCACCGCCCUCACCUGCACCGCCCCUCACCUGCACCGCCCCUCACCUGCACCGCCCCUCACCUGCACCGCCCCUCACCUGCACCGCCCCUCACCUGCACCGCCCCUCACCUGCACCGCCCCUCACCUGCACCGCCCCUCACCUGCACCGCCCCCUCACCUGCACCGCCCCUCACCUGCACCGCCCCGUCACCUGCACCGCCCCUCACCUGCACCGCCCCUCACCUGGCACCGCCCCUCACCUGCACCGCCCCUCACCUGCACCGCCCCUCACCUGCGCCGCCCCUCACCUGCGCCGCCCGCUGCGCCGCCCCUCACCUGCGCCGCCCCUCACCUGCGCCGCCCCUCACCUGCGCCGCCCCUCACCUGCACCGCCCCUCACCUGCACCGCCCCUCACCUGCACCGCCCCUCACCUGCACCGCCCCUCACCUGCACCGCCCCUCACCUGCACCGCCCCUCACCUGCACCGCCCCUCACCUGCACCGCCCCUCACCUGCACCGCCCCUCACCUGCACCGCCCCUCACCUGCACCGCCCCUCACCUGCACCGCCCCUCACCUGCACCGCCCCUCACCUGCACCGCCCCUCACCUGCACCGCCCCUCACCUGCACCGCCCCUCACCUGCACCGCCCCUCACCUGCACCGCCCCUCACCUGCACCGCCCCUCACCUGCACCGCCCCUCACCUGCACCGCCCCUCACCUGCACCGCCCCUCACCUGCACCGCCCCUCACCUGCACCGCCCCUCACCUGCACCGCCCCUCACCUGCACCGCCCCUCACCUGCACCGCCCCUCACCUGCACCGCCCCUCACCUGCCCUGCACCGCCCCUCACCUGCACCGCCCCUCACCUGCACCGCCCCUCACCUGCACCGCCCCUCACCUGCACCGCCCCUCACCUGCACCGCCCCUCACCUGCGCCGCCCCUCACCUGCACCGCCCCUCACCUGCGCCGCCCCUCACCUGCACCGCCCCUCACCUGCGCCGCCCCUCACCUGCACCGCCCCUCACCUGCGCCGCCCCUCACCUGCACCGCCCCUCACCUGCACCGCCCCUCACCUGCGCCGCCCCUCACCUGCGCCGCCCCUCACCUGCACCGCCCCUCACCUGCGCCGCCCCUCACCUGCACCGCCCCUCACCUGCACCGCCCCUCACCUGCACCGCCCCUCACCUGCGCCGCCCCUCACCUGCACCGCCCCUCACCUGCGCCGCCCCUCACCUGCACCGCCCCUCACCUGCACCGCCCCUCACCUGCGCCGCCCCUCACCUGCGCCGCCCCUCACCUGCGCCGCCCCUCACCUGCACCGCCCCUCACCUGCGCCGCCCCUCACCUGCGCCGCCCCUCACCUGCGCCGCCCCUCACCUGCGCCGCCCCUCACCUGCGCCGCCCCUCACCUGCGCCGCCCCUCACCUGCGCCGCCCCUCACCUGCGCCGCCCCUCACCUGCACCGCCCCUCACCUGCACCGCCCCUCACCUGCACCGCCCCUCACCUGCACCGCCCCUCACCUGCACCGCCCCUCACCUGCACCGCCCCUCACCUGCGCCGCCCCUCACCUGCGCCGCCCCUCACCUGCGCCGCCCCUCACCUGCGCCGCCCCUCACCUGCGCCGCCCCUCACCUGCGCCGCCCCUCACCUGCGCCGCCCCUCACCUGCGCCGCCCCUCACCUGCGCCGCCCCUCACCUGCGCCGCCCCUCACCUGCGCCGCCCCUCACCUGCACCGCCCCUCACCUGCACCGCCCCUCACCUGCGCCGCCCCUCACCUGCGCCGCCCCUCACCUGCGCCGCCCCUCACCUGCGCCGCCCCUCACCUGCGCCGCCCCUCACCUGCGCCGCCCCUCACCUGCGCCGCCCCUCACCUGCGCCGCCCCUCACCUGCGCCGCCCCUCACCUGCGCCGCCCCUCACCUGCGCCGCCCCUCACCUGCGCCGCCCCUCACCUGCGCCGCCCCUCACCUGCGCCGCCCCUCACCUGCGCCGCCCCUCACCUGCGCCGCCCCUCACCUGCGCCGCCCCUCACCUGCGCCGCCCCUCACCUGCGCCGCCCCUCACCUGCGCCGCCCCUCACCUGCGCCGCCCCUCACCUGCGCCGCCCCUCACCUGCGCCGCCCCUCACCUGCGCCGCCCCUCACCUGCGCCGCCCCUCACCUGCGCCGCCCCUCACCUGCGCCGCCCCUCACCUGCGCCGCCCCUCACCUGCGCCGCCCCUCACCUGCGCCGCCCCUCACCUGCGCCGCCCCUCACCUGCGCCGCCCCUCACCUGCGCCGCCCCUCACCUGCGCCGCCCCUCACCUGCGCCGCCCCUCACCUGCGCCGCCCCUCACCUGCGCCGCCCCUCACCUGCGCCGCCCCUCACCUGCGCCGCCCCCUCACCUGCGCCGCCCCUCACCUGCGCCGCCCCUCACCUGCGCCGCCCCUCACCUGCGCCGCCCCUCACCUGCGCCGCCCCUCACCUGCGCCGCCCCUCACCUGCGCCGCCCCUCACCUGCGCCGCCCCUCACCUGCGCCGCCCCUCACCUGCGCCGCCCCUCACCUGCGCCGCCCCUCACCUGCGCCGCCCCUCACCUGCGCCGCCCCUCACCUGCGCCGCCCCUCACCUGCGCCGCCCCUCACCUGCGCCGCCCCUCACCUGCGCCGCCCCUCACCUGCGCCGCCCCUCACCUGCGCCGCCCCUCACCUGCGCCGCCCCUCACCUGCGCCGCCCCUCACCUGCGCCGCCCCUCACCUGCGCCGCCCCUCACCUGCGCCGCCCCUCACCUGCGCCGCCCCUCACCUGCGCCGCCCCCUCACCUGCGCCGCCCCCCUCACCUGCGCCGCCCCUCACCUGCGCCGCCCCUCACCUGCGCCGCCCCUCACCUGCGCCGCCCCUCACCUGCGCCGCCCCUCACCUGCGCCGCCCCUCACCUGCGCCGCCCCUCACCUGCGGCCGCCCCUCACCUGCGCCGCCCCUCCACCUGCGCCGCCCCUCACCUGCGCCCGCCACCCCCCUCACCUGCGCCGCCCCUCACCUGCGCCGCCCCCUCACCUGCGCCGCCCCCCCCUCACCUGCGCCGCCCCUCACCUGCGCCGCCCUCACCUGCGCCGCCCCUCACCUGCGCCGCCCUCACCUGCGCCGCCCCACCUGCGGCCGCCCCUCACCUGCGCCGCCCCUCACCUGCGCCGCCCCUCACCUGCGCCGCCCCUCACCUGCGCCGCCCCUCACCUGCGCCGCCCCUCACCUGCGCCGCCCCUCACCUGCGCCGCCCCUCACCUGCGCCGCCCCUCACCUGCGCCGCCCCUCACCUGCGCCGCCCCUCACCUGCGCCGCCCCUCACCUGCGCCGCCCCUCACCUGCGCCGCCCCUCACCUGCGCCGCCCCUCACCUGCGCCGCCCCUCACCUGCGCCGCCCCUCACCUGCGCCGCCCCUCACCUGCGCCGCCCCUCACCUGCGCCGCCCCUCACCUGCGCCGCCCCCUCACCUGCGCCGCCCCUCACCUGCGCCGCCCCUCACCUGCGCCGCCCCUCACCUGCGCCGCCCCUCACCUGCGCCGCCCCCUCACCUGCGCCGCCCCUCACCUGCGCCGCCCCUCACCUGCGCCGCCCCUCACCUGCGCCGCCCCUCACCUGCGCCGCCCCUCACCUGCGCCGCCCCUCACCUGCGCCGCCCCUCACCUGCGCCGCCCCUCACCUGCGCCGCCCCUCACCUGCGCCGCCCCUCACCUGCGCCAGUAA